CGUUUGUUAGGAUUGCAGGGUAGGAUGAUGGAAGAUAUGAUGGCCCUUCACAGGGUCAAACUAGAGACAGACAGACAGGCACGUGCGCUCCGGCAGCUCAACACCAGGAGCCCAAUUGUUCCAUCAAGAGAAAGUCUGGAGGGUCAGAGAAAUGCCCCACAGCCGAAACGCAGGAUCCCUCCCAAGUCUCCACCCUACACCGGCCUCAGACUCGGGGGAUACGAACAACAUCAGAAGAAUCUCAAAGCUCAGGCUGCUCAGGAGUAUCAACAGUACUUGCAAAAACAGAAACCGAGGUCAGGAUUCCAAGCGUCUCCUUUGAUUACAGCUGAGAAACAAAUUUCGAAGCAGCCAUCUCCACGAAGCGAGAAUAGGCAAGAAGCACCCCAAAAUGACGAGAAUAUGGAUGAAGCUUAUCAGAAGUUGCUGGAACGAAAGAGAGAAAUAGAGAGAAAAUACAGGGCACAGACGGGCGACUUUACUACUCCCAACUCAAAAGAAAACGAAGCCGAGACGCAGAAAAGAGUGCACUUUGACAAGGAUGAUGAUCUAUCGCGAGCUGUAAAGCGACUGGGAGCUCUGUCGACAUACGAUAAGGAAUUAGAGGAUUGGAACGCUAUGAGAUCUGGAGCUUUAGACAGGGGGAUUAAAUCUGCGAGAGAAGAGAGAGUAGAAGCUCCCAUGACUCAACAAGACCGCAGUAAAUCUGUCCCGCAUGAGGAUAACCGUUUUGUGUCCAAUAACGGUCUCAGACGAGCGGCCAAUUUCGAAACUCACGUUGGGGGAGCUGGUGCCACACCUGAGGACCGGAAGAAGAAAUACGCUGACGAUUUGAGGAAACAGAUGGACGAGCAAAGGAAAGCAAAGUUAAAAACACGGAAUGACUACUAUGGAUCUCCUUCAACCAAAUCAAAAGUCGAUCACGAAUUCACUUCUCCGAACAUAGCCGUGAACAAACCUAGUCCAUUAGAGAGAGCAGAUGAAAGUGUAAGACAGCGACUGAACACCAAGUUUGAGAAACUGUCUCCAGAACCAGCUGCAGUAAGACCUGGCCGAAUACCUCAAUCACCCGUUAGGGAAUCACCUGGUAGGCUUCCUCAAUACCCUCAGGGAGGAUACUUCCCUCCUCCCGGCUACAACAUGUAUCCUCCUUACAUGAUGCCUCCACAACAAAUGAUGCAGCAAGGCAUGUACCCUCCCUAUAUGAUGCCCCAACAACAAAUGAUGCAGCCUGGCAUGAUGCCACCAAAUAUGGGUGGCAUGAUGCCACAGCAGAUGGGUAAUAAUGGUAUGAUGCGACCGCAAAUGAUGAAUGGAGGGCAGCAACUUGCCAAUAAUACACAGUACGAUCCAUACCAGAAUCCCCAGUACUACGGUCUUGAAAGAAGACGAAGUGGUGAAUCUCGAGAAAGAAGGCCAAGAGAACCAGCAGGUGCUCCUCCACAAAACAGAAGUCAGCCCCGAAAUGUUGAAACAAUUGCAGACCCUGCCAUUACAAGAAUAACAGACAUUGGAGCUAACAAUAACUCACCCAAACCGCAAAAAGGUAACCUUGAUCCGAGUGAUUAUGCUCGUGAACUGAAGAGGCAAGUGGAAGAACGGGAAAGAGCGAAAAACAAGAAAAAGGAAGAGCAAGAAAUGUAUGACAGGAAGAAAGACGAAGAGUGUGCUAAUUACAAUCCUUGGGGAAGAGGCGGAGCAGGUGCCCCUCUAAAAGACGCCCAGGGGCAAUCUGUCGCCAAUCGAAAUCAAAUGAAGGCGAAUGCGCAGGAUCCCAUUACUCUACAGAAAGAACAGAAAUCUAGAGUAGUUGCCGCUCCACCUCCAGUUGAAGGCACGCCUGACAAGGCGGAAGGAGCACAUUUCGGUCGAGUAAACGAGAUAACAGGAACGCCUCAAGAAGACGAUCCCGUGAAGAUUGCUGCUAAACAGGACUACAAAUCUUUCCUGCAGCAACAGAUUGAUGAGAGAGCAAGACUGAAGGCGGAGCAGAAAGAAAAAGAACGUUUAGAGGAUGAAAAGGAGAUGGCUCGACUUGAGAAGGAGAGGUUGAGAUUAAAGGCAGAAUUUGAAGCGGAACUCAAGGGAAAGAAAGAAAAGGAGGAAGCCCAACAGCAAAUGAACGAAGACCUCAAGCGAGCUGCUGAGGAAAGACGUAAAGAUCAAGAGAAGAGAGAAGCUAGUGCGCGUAAGAGGCGGGAAGAUAAUGAAAAGAAGAAGCAAGAAGAUGAGCAGAGACAGGCGCAGGAGCAGAGACAAGAACCACAGAGUAGGAUGCAGCCUCCAGCAUUCGAUCAGAGAGGAAGAAGCCCUCCCGUACCAACCCUGGCAAAACAACAAGACGGUCCCAAAAAUUCAAAUAGAGAGUCUAUAGUCAUUCCAACACAUGCCCCCAAACAAGAACAACCAUCUUACGCAAACAGACAAGAUCAACCACCCUACUCUAAUAGAGAAUCUAUUGUUAUACCAACGCAUGCUAAUAGACAACAGGAACCUGCCAGAGAAUCAAUUGUUAUUCCAACACAUGCUGCUAACAGACAAUCACCUCCUGUUCCCAAGCUCGAUCUCUCUGGAAGAAUUGAGACUGAUGCUGAGGGUGACCUCCGGCCGUCUGAUCGACGUCCCCCAAGUAAUCUGGGUCCGUCACGGUCAAAUGGGGGGACACCAAAGUCCGGUGAUGUGACAAAAGACCAUGUUAUGAGCCAACUGUCCGCACUGAGAACGCAACUGAACCGUUUACAGAACGUUAAGAGCACUCAAAAUGAGCUGGGAAAGCCCGUGACGAUAGCAGGUGGUGGUUUUGAUACUGACUUGGACCGGGCUGCUAAACGUAGGAACCCUGCUGCUCCAGCUGCAGUGAGAGCAGAUUACGACAAUUUGAGUCUACUUUCACAAGACCUGAGGGACCGUUACGAGCUCUUUUCCGGACACGACGAAUUAGGGGACAAGUUCAGGAACAUCCAGCUACAAGACAGGGAUAGUUUGGACGGGCAGUGCUCGAGCGAGUUUGUUGCGUGUACACCUGAACCUACUCAACUCUUGCAAAGCCAAGGUCGCAGGUCAACGCAGAACAACCGCUACAAGAGACCUCCAUCCGACAAGAGACCACCGUCUGGUACCUCUAUACAGAGUUUUGAUGUUCACAAGAUAGCUCAGAGGAAUGAAGAAAGGCUCCGGCGACUCGAAAAUAUGCAGUCAGGUCGUAUAUUCAAGGAGCAGAGCCCCGAUCUGAUACUAGACGCGUUUCUCUCAGACAACAACCGCCCUGAGUCUGAAGCCAGCUUAGAGUGUGAGACUUCCUACAAGCCAGCUUUUUAACAUCCUGGUUCCCUUAACCUCCCACAUUUUACCCCGAUCAUUCUACUUCUUCCAUCUUCAGAUUAAGGAAACUUUCGAACAUUUGAUAGACCAUAUGCAUGGCUGUUCAACUCUUGAAGUUUGAGUUUGGGAUGAACAUUGAACACGUUAUAAACUGGUGAUCAAACAACAGAAGAAUUGUAGCUUCUCGUGGCGUUUACUUAGGGGCCAUGGCCUUUACUCUCACAGUCAUUUCUUGUUUUGGUCGUCGUUGUUUCGACAAUAAUAAUUUUCGUCUUAACUUACAUAAUUAGAAUGUUUUCAGAAUUUGUCUGUGAUUGAUAAAUUCUGUUAAAAAUAAACGAGCUACUCAGGUGUUAUGUAAAGAUGUGUCAACUGAAUACAUUUCUGUGAUUCCUUUAGUUAACUACGUAAUAAUUUGCUGCAGCAAUGAUGAUGUGAGAAGAUAUAUUUUAGAUUUUUAGACAUUGGUCUAGUACAAAUUAGACUCAGAAAAUAAUGAUUCAACAGAGUUUAAAAGUAGAAAAAUUUGUUUGUGAUUGGUUUAAUUUAUUCAGUCUGCGUUGGUAUAAACUCAUUGAGAGUAAUAAAUCAGAAUUGCUUCUAAUAACUUAGUAAUAGAAAUAAGAAUUUUUGUAUAGUUUUGAUGUUAUUGUCAGUAUUUCCAUGUUUAAAUAAACGUGGUUGUUUUAUAUUUAAUAUUUAAA
Molecule: messenger RNA, 4025 nt
Organism: Bolinopsis microptera
Lineage: Eukaryota; Metazoa; Ctenophora; Tentaculata; Lobata; Bolinopsidae
Product: centrosome and spindle pole-associated protein 1-like
Exons: 20
Coding region: 25-3318 (1097 amino acids)
Biological process (GO): positive regulation of cytokinesis
Cellular component (GO): centrosome; spindle pole; microtubule
Source: RefSeq, a predicted model, not a curated record